Molecule: messenger RNA, 1637 nt
Organism: Glycine soja
Lineage: Eukaryota; Viridiplantae; Streptophyta; Magnoliopsida; Fabales; Fabaceae
Product: ERBB-3 BINDING PROTEIN 1-like
Exons: 10
Coding region: 197-1381 (394 amino acids)
Source: RefSeq, a predicted model, not a curated record
AAAUGAAAAACUCCUAUAUAAGGCAAAGCUGCCUCUGGCUGUAACCCUAAUAGCACAGGUAGCACCGUUUGGCUCUUCAAGACUUGCUUCUUUACCAUUUCAUUCCUAAAACCCUAUUCUUCUUCGCUCAUUCAUCAGCACUGCCAUCAGCCCCAACCUCCCCACAAGGUCACAGGGACUAAAGAGGUGUACCACCAUGUCGGACGAUGAAAGGGAGGAGAAGGAGUUGGAUCUCUCUUCUGCAGAAGUUGUAACCAAAUACAAAACCGCGGCUGAGAUCGUUAACAAGGCCUUGAAGCUAGUUAUUUCAGAAUGUAAACCAAAGGCGAAGAUUGUGGAUAUUUGUGAGAAAGGGGAUUCAUACAUUCGAGAGCAAACUGGAAAUGUGUACAAGAAUGUGAAGAGGAAGAUUGAGAGAGGUGUUGCUUUCCCUACAUGUUUGUCUGUAAACAACGUUGUCUGCCAUUUCUCUCCACUAGCCAGUGACGAGGCAGUGUUGGAAGAAGGUGAUAUAUUGAAAAUUGAUAUGGCAUGUCAUAUAGAUGGAUUCAUUGCUGCCGUAGCUCACACCCAUGUUCUUCAGGAAGGUCCUGUUACAGGAAGGGCAGCUGAUGUCAUUGCUGCCGCAAAUACUGCUGCUGAGGUGGCCUUGAGGCUUGUCAGGCCAGGAAAGAAGAACAAGGAUGUAAGUGAUGCAAUUCAAAAGGUUGCUGCUGCCUAUGACUGUAAAAUCGUUGAGGGUGUUCUUAGCCACCAAAUGAAGCAGUUUGUUAUUGAUGGGAAUAAAGUUGUGCUUAGUUUGUCUAAUCCGGACACAAGGGUUGACGAAGCAGAGUUUGAGGAGAAUGAAGUUUAUGCAAUUGAUAUAGUAACAAGCACUGGGGACGGCAAGCCUAAGCUGUUGGAUGAGAAGCAGACAACUAUCUAUAAGAGGGCUGUUGACAAGAGUUAUCACUUGAAGAUGAAAGCGUCUAGGUUCAUUUUCAGUGAAAUAAGCCAAAAGUUUCCUAUCAUGCCGUUCUCUGCUAGGGCUUUGGAAGAGAAAAGAGCUCGACUUGGUUUGGUGGAAUGCGUCAACCAUGAGCUCUUGCAGCCAUAUCCUGUUUUGCAUGAAAAGCCUGGUGAUUUGGUUGCGCACAUCAAAUUCACAGUCUUGUUGAUGCCAAAUGGAUCGGAUCGAAUCACAACUCAUCCACUCCAAGAAUUGCAGCCUACAAAAACAAUAGAUGAUCCUGAUAUUAAGGCCUGGCUAGCCUUGGGCACAAAGACAAAGAAGAAAGGUGGUGGGAAGAAGAAAAAAGGUAAGAAAGGGGACAAGGCAGAUGAGACAACUGAAGCUGAGGCUAUGGACUCAACAAACGGGGCCACUCCUCAAGAGUGACUUAACUACCCUUCCCUCUCCUCUCCUCUCCUCUCCCCAAACAAUGAAAGAAGCUUUUUCGUUUCAUUUUCGACACCUCUUUUCAAUUUUGGUACAUUGUUCACCAAAUUGUAUUUUGCUUGCUUGGAUGUCAAUUUUAGUAUAGUGUUCCGACAUUGAUUUUAAUAGGAAUUUAUAUAUGCACAUUUUAGUUGGGGUCCUUUUUUUCAAAAAAGAAAAAAGACAAACCGAACCAGUUAAAUGGUUUAGUUCUUCA